Molecule: messenger RNA, 1455 nt
Organism: Carassius auratus (goldfish)
Lineage: Eukaryota; Metazoa; Chordata; Actinopteri; Cypriniformes; Cyprinidae
Product: GDNF family receptor alpha-1-like
Biological process (GO): nervous system development
Cellular component (GO): signaling receptor complex; external side of plasma membrane
Molecular function (GO): signaling receptor activity
Source: RefSeq, a predicted model, not a curated record
UGCACGGAGUCGCGCGUGGUGUUUGGUUUGGGUUACAGCGCAGCUGGAUGCCUCAGUGCUGUCGCGCGCUCAGUCGCACCAGCAGAUCGUGAGAGCUGGAGUUUAAUUCUGCUGUCUAGCGAUUUAUUUUCUGCCUGUUUGUUACAUUAUCUAUGAGUCUAAAUCCAAGAAACCAUUCCAUAUCUGUUAGUGACAGUUUUGGACCAGGUUACGGGAAUUUUGUUUGUUUGUUUUUGUUUUUAUGUUAUAGCCCACUCUGGAUGUAGCAUACACUGUGACCAACGAUGUUUCAAUGGACCUGAAUGAGGAAGGAUUAUUCUUUUCAUCGUCAAAACAAUAAAUUGCGUGUUUGAACGAACUUACCAACGGACAAAAAGCGCAAUGAUCAUCGCCGUGAUUUACCUCGUUUUACCGCUGCUGGAUGUGCUGCUUUCUGCCGAGGAGUCUUACUUGACUAGCUCAAACCGGCUGGACUGUGUGAAGGCGAACGAGCUGUGUUUGAAGGAGCCGGGAUGCAGCACGAAGUACCGAACUAUGAGGCAGUGCGUGGCGGGGAGGGAGAGCAACUUCAGUAUGGUGACUGGAGUGGAGACGAAGGAUGAAUGCCGGCUUGCACUGGACGCUUUAAAGCAGAGUCCUUUGUAUAACUGCCGCUGUAAAAGAGGCAUGAAGAAAGAAAAGAACUGCCUGCGCGUCUACUGGGGGAUCUAUCAGCAUCUACAGGGGAAUGAUUUACUUGAGGAUUCUCCAUAUGAACCUGUGAACAGCCGGCUUUCUGAUAUAUUUCGACUGGCUCCCAUCUAUUCAGGUGAGCCAGCACUUGCAAAGGAGAACAACUGCCUGAACGCAGCGAAGGCUUGCAACCUAAACGACACCUGUAAGAAAUACCGUUCGGCUUACAUAAGCCCCUGCACGAGCCGAGUAUCAACAGCUGAAGUCUGCAACAAACGGAAGUGCCACAAGGCCCUGCGGCAGUUCUUCGACAAAGUGCCGGCCAAACACAGCUACGGCAUGCUCUUCUGCUCCUGUCCUCUGGGGGAUCAGAUGGCCUGUUCUGAGCGCAGACGUCAGACCAUCGUACCGGCCUGUUCAUAUGAGGACAAGGAGAAGCCCAACUGCCUGACGCUGCAAGCGUCCUGCAAGACCAACUAUAUCUGCAGGUCUCGUCUGGCUGAUUUCUUCACUAACUGUCAACCUGAGCCCCGCUCUCUCUCUGGCUGUCUGAAGGAGAACUACGCUGACUGCUUGCUGUCGUACUCUGGCCUCAUUGGCACUGUGAUGACCCCAAAUUAUCUGCGUUCACCCAAGAUCAGCGUGUCGCCAUUCUGUGACUGCCAGCAGCAGGGCAACAGCAAAGAGGAAUGUGACAGAUUCACCGAGUUCUUCACUGACAACACCUGCCUGCUGCCGAAGGGCUUUGAGGGGAUGUUGAAGGAGACUCUUCAGGAGGGUUAA